Molecule: messenger RNA, 1515 nt
Organism: Exophiala bonariae
Lineage: Eukaryota; Fungi; Ascomycota; Eurotiomycetes; Chaetothyriales; Herpotrichiellaceae
Exons: 1
Coding region: 1-1515 (504 amino acids)
Biological process (GO): polysaccharide biosynthetic process
Cellular component (GO): membrane
Molecular function (GO): acyltransferase activity, transferring groups other than amino-acyl groups
Source: RefSeq, a predicted model, not a curated record
AUGGCUCAGUAUAGAACCCUAGAUCAGCUAGACCUAGAGCCGCAACGCAACAACACUGGCUCAGGGACCAACAGUGAGGUCCCACUGCCUCGAUGGGCACGAUUCGGCGACAAGGUGACACCGUGGAGCUCUCCAUCGACUAGGUCCCUCGUCUCAGCACUCCCACGCUUUCUGCAACCCGGCGGAAUCAAGCAUCGCACUAUCGGGCCCACAAGCUAUCUUGAUGCUCUGCGUGGAUAUGCAGCCGUCAUCGUCUUCAUCUCUCAUGCAUUCAACACCGAAAAGCUUAGCUGGCGGAACCAGCCGUUGAUCGGUCUUUUCUUUCAAGGUACCGGCAUGGUGGCAUUGUUUUUCAUCAUCUCUGGCUACGUGCUGGGCUAUCGCCUUCUUAUCUUGAUCCGGCGACGAGAGUUUGAACGACUCCUCGAUGCACUGGCCUCCUCCACCUUCCGAAGAUACCUCCGACUUUACCUUUCCUCGAGCAUCGGCAUCAUCCUCACUUUUCCACUGGUCCGGUAUAGAUGGUACAAUGGGAUGAUCGUGCCCCUCUACAAGAACGGAUUCCGGGAACAACUGAAUGACUGCAUAUACGAUGCAAUCCGAUUUUGCAACCCUUUUGCCAAUGGUAUUCAAGGUUGGGUCGGCGCGGGAAACUUCUCGCCAAAGUAUCUCGGGGUUCUGUGGACCAUACCAGUCGAGUAUCGCGGAAGUGUGGCACUCUUCGUUUUUUGUCUUGCUGCUUGCAAGCUCGCUACACGGUCACGAAUGGUGCUUUUGUGGGCUCUUAUUCUCAUCUGCUACUUCUGGCAGGCAGUCUACAUAUCAGAGUUCUUUGCUGGAUUAUGGAUCGCGGAUUAUUCUUUGAGUCGUCACCCAGAGCGGAUUCAGGGAAGAGGGGGAAGAGAAGAGGCAGCUAGUAACUCGGGUGGAGAUCGAAUCACAGGUGCAACGAUGCUAUCACUUCAGCCAGUUCCAGAGGCUAAAUACAUGGCAAGAUGGCAAUCAGACCGUUCGAUUCUGCUUUCGAAGAUCGGGCAUGUAACACUUCUCGUGGGUGGACUUAUCCUUCUCGGCCAGCCUAACCACGGUGACACACUUGGCAUUUGGGGUACGUUCCCGUGGCGCUUUCUCAUCUCCCUCUAUCCUUCAUGGUGGGAAGAAUCGGGUCACCACGUUUUCUGGUUCGGCCCUGGUGCAUUUAUGGUCAUAUACUCAUUGGAGUUCUACCCUGGCACUGCCCUUAGGCAGCCUCUGCAUUGGCCUAUAAGUCAGUACAUCGGUGAUCUAUCAUUCGGCCUCUAUGUGGUACACUCUCCGCUUGUACUUGCAGUUUUGUGGAAUCUCAUGCAUCCAUUGCGGCAUCGGUACCUGGGCGACACUGGGUAUUUGGCAUUUCUGCCCGGCGUUUUAGUUACGACAUUGGUUUGUUUUACUGCUGCGGACUACUUUACAAGAAUUGAUACCAAGGUCGUACAAUUCUCACGGUGGUUACAACGGAGACUGUUUGCCGCAUGA